Molecule: messenger RNA, 4325 nt
Organism: Mercenaria mercenaria
Lineage: Eukaryota; Metazoa; Mollusca; Bivalvia; Venerida; Veneridae
Product: outer dense fiber protein 3-like
Exons: 5
Coding region: 283-1476 (397 amino acids)
Source: RefSeq, a predicted model, not a curated record
UUUAAACAUAACAUUAGCUAUUAAGUAAAUAGCUUUUUGAAUUUACUACUGACAUAUGAAGUGGAGUAAUACAUAAAUUUUCACAUAAACCGCCAUGUAUAAAAAGUUCCGUUUUUCCAUUGAUGGUUUAAAAUAUACUUUGAGUGCACGAUUUUCAAAAUGGAUUUUAUAAAAUAACCUCAAUAAAUAGAAUUCAAUCUAAUGAAUAGCUGAAAAGAAAUAUAUCUGAUGUUAAUAUAAUUGUAUGUUAAGUAAGGUACUAGUUUAGUCAACGCCAUCAUAAUGGAAAGCCCAAGACGAGAUGGCGAAAAUAAACUUGCUAAAACGAUUAAAGAGCAAAAUUUAAAGUUUUCUGUGGAAUUCGAAAAUGGGAAUGUUGCUGGACAUAGAGACAAUGAAUCUGUAACAGAAAGUUUUAAAGAUACAGAGCAGAAUACUAACACUGUUCAGACUCGGGAAACGGAAACUACUGUCACUAAGACUUCGCAUACAACAACCACAACACAAAAUAAAGAAGUAAGAGUGACAGAACAGACUGUGAAAACAGAGAAAGAUGACAUUAAAACAACAGAACAUAAUACCCGAAAGGCAGCGACUAAAAGGAAAAUUGACGAUUCAAGAAAACAAAACAAAGAUUUGAAGUUGCCUCCUAUUGUUGAUAGUAAAACGUCACCAAGAGAGACUAAGUCAUUCGGAAAUACAAGAUCCGAGGGACAGAAAUGGGAGAAACCAGGGGACCCAGGACAGAUCCCCAUUCAAGCCAGAAUCAGGGGACCAGGACCUGCUCACUACAUGUUGCCACCGACUGUCGGCAGAAACAACGCUGAUGUAACAAAGCGUCAAUCUCCAGCAUUCUCCUUUGGGUCAAGGUCAUGGUCAUUCAAGACUGACAGUCCUGGACCUGCCUACAACUUCGACCCAUUGCUAGGCCCAAGGGGCAAGGAGAACAGACCUUCCUACUCAUUCGGGGUCAGACCCAGAACACCGGUCAGGAAAAAUGUUACACCUGGUCCAGGCGCUUAUGACACCGACAGGCGCCCUCUGUGGGAGAAGAACGCGCCACAAUACAGUAUAUCGCCGAGGACCAAGAUGCGAUCCGUAGACAAUGGUCCUUCACCUAAUGUGUAUCAGCUCCCGUCAACUCUAGGUAGCAAUGUUCCAAACCAGAAAGGCGCUCCGUCUGUUACUCUAUACGGCAGACGAGAAAAACACGGCUUUGCAGAAGAUCUUGCAAACACACCUGGACCAGCGAGAUAUGGCGCUUUUUCGCCUUCAGUGACGAAACGAAAGAGUCCGGAAUAUUCUGUUUUAGGAAGAAAUUAUAAUUACAAGAAUAAAAAUAUUACUCCUGGUCCAGGGGCAUAUAACCCACAGAAUGUAAACAGCCAUUUGGAACAGUCCCCUCGUCACGUGAUUGGUGUUCGGCAUUCGGAAUUCGUAAUGCCGACAAUAACACCUGCUGACGUCACCGAAUGAUGAUCUAUAUUUAUCUUAGUUAUGAUUUUUAUUUCAGCAAUAGUCUUAACAGUUAUCAAAAUAUAGCCUUACCUUUUUAUAUUAAUAUUUUAUGCAGUUAAGAAAGUUAGAGAAAAAAAAAGAUAUUUUUGUACUAAAUAUCAUUGGUUGGAUGUCUUCAUGAAGAAGCGCGGAUGCAAGAAUAAAAAUAGUUCCGGUAAUAUAUUUAUAUACUAUUGAAAAAAUAUCACGGAAAACUGACUUUUGUACAGAAAGAUUAUUCAAAAAUGUAUUUAACUUUUUAAUAAAGCAUGUCUGCAAAAAUGCUUUAAAUCACGCUACAUUACUUAUGGUUAAAUAUGUAUCCAUGAAGAAACCACAUUAUGAAAAUGUUUCUAUUUUUACACAACAAAUACACCGGUAUGUACUAAUAAACUUUGAUAAUGUGGCAGUUGAGUCCAAUAAGUCCAGGGAUGUUCAAAGAUAAUCAGUCAUAGAUCUAUUGUAAAGCAAAUAUUGGAUUUACCUGUAUUCAAAAAGGCUUCAGUUAGCAGAAAUGAAACGUUUUUAAUGAAAAAAAAACAUACUUCCUAUGAAAAACUGAUUAUCACUCAUUAUUACAUGUCGUGUUAGUCCGUUUUAUUUUCAGUGAGAAAUAAACCAAUUAAUGUGUAUCUUUACUUAAAACGAAAUAUGCGAUCAAAGAAUUACUUAUUUAUUACUUGUUUGGACUUAAUUUUCCUAUCAAUGAUAUACGUGCCGUUAUCUACCGUACAAUCAUAGUUUUGAGCUAUCGUUUGCGUGUAUUCAGUCAGAUAUACCCGUGACACUGCCAUUUCACAGGCGAUGCUUACUCUCUUAAAAAGUAGUCAGUUUGGUGUAAAACCACAAUUUCGUUUGAAAUAACGUAUGAUGGUUAUACCUACGCAUGCGUAUGAUGGUUAUACCUGCGCAUGCGUAUGAUGGUUAUACCUGCGCAUGCGUAUGAUGGUUAUACCUACGCAUGACGGAACUAAAAAUCGUCGUAGUACUAUGAAAAUAUUUCAAUUUUGAUCACAUGUUUUAUGUAACAUUUAACCGUAAUAAAAAAUCAAGGAUGCAACUUAUAUUGAUACGUUUUGUUUAAAUUUAGAUUUUUUUUUCAUUUAAAUAGGCCUUUCACUGGUGCAAUGAAGUUAUACAUGUACUUCACAUGUUGUGUUAAUGUCUAUUACAUUUGUUUGUUUUUGACAUUUAUGUCUGUUCGUAUUAAAACAAAGUUCAUUACAAAAUGUAUGUACUUUUUUAUGAAAUAACCUCUUGUUUCAUUUUUAUAUGAUCUGUAUUUAAGGCAUUUCAACAUGCAUAUUUCUGUUACACAUAUUCAAAUUGUCACAUACAUAACACGGUUUAAAGAAAUGAGUGCCACAUCGUCAGUUAUGUAAUAAUAAUGUAUAUGUACUGGCAGAAUCGUUAUAGCAACACUUUUUAAAUAAGCUUUUCUUUUGGAAAUAUUUGAGAUAUAUAAUGAAAAAUUUAAAUAUUUACUUCCCCAUCUAAAACUUAUUAAAACACACUUGCUGUCAUAAUUUUCAUUAAAAGUUUAGAAACAUUUAAAGGUUUUGCUUCGUUCAGUUACAAAAUGUAUUUAUCUAACAAUUCAGUAUUCUUAUAAUGGUAUUCAACAGAUGUUAAACAGUAUUGUAAAUAUUUCUUUACUUUUUUAUUUACUGUAUGUGAGUCGUGAUUUUAUGUAAUUAAUUUUCGUUCAUUUUUGUUGUUUUAUCUAUUGUUGACACUUUUGUUACAAAAGAGGUUUUUUUUCAAGUUCAUGUCCUUGCAUUUUAAUUAACCCUUAUACUGUUGGACACGAUUGAUUCUGCCUUUGCGACCAGUGUACAUCAUAAACAGCCUGCACAUCCGUGCCUACACUGUUCGCCAUUCAGUCAGAUCAUUUUGGUAUGCACCCCUUUUAAUAGUUAAUGUUACUGUUUAAAUUGAAAGAUGGAUAACUCUAUUAUAGAAAUUUAACAGUGUAAGGGUUAAUGGGUUUUAUGACCGUAAUAUGUUUAGGUAAGCUAUUCCAUCGCACUUAUCAAAGAACCAGAACUUGUUCAUUAGAAGAAAUAUGUUUCACAUGUUCACAUUUUGAUGGGCGGACGGGAAGUAUCAUUCUUUAAAUUGAAUAUGCAGUAAACGCAUGCACAUAUUUUACACUUAUUGAAUGACCUGGCGGUCAGAAGUCAAAACUAUUGCCUGAGAUCCGAUAGACCGAGGGGAAAUAGUUUUGACUUUUGGCCAGUAAGCAAUUCAAUAAGUCUUUUAUUACAUGAUAUCAGAAGCAAAUUUUCAGAACAUUUUUCUUCAAGUUUUGAUUUUAGCACAGCAAAAUUUAGUGUUGAACUAUAGACUGGUCAGUAACACAAACUAUGGACUGGUGACUCAUAUAAGAAGUCUGAUACUAAGAAGUAUGUUUUCGACGUUCCUUUUUUGUGCCCAGUCUGUUACGUUUGUUCAAAACAUUAAACAAUAUUUUUUUGAGAAAUGUAAUAGGUAAACAGGGAUACAAGGAUGUAAACCUAAGGUUACAUAAUGGAGAUACGCUGCAUAGAAUUCCUCAUGUAUAAGAGAAUAAUAAUUCCGUCCUUGUAGAUGACACUUUUCAGUUAACGCAAUAUUUUUAUCGGGUAAUUUCUCGAACUCGUAAUUUACUGUGAUAACGGGCACCAUUUUUUUGCUUACUCGAAUGAUUUUAUAUUGAACUUUCAUGUAGACCACUAAAUUAAAUGUAUUGUAGAGAUAAAACAAUUAUAUAAGUUGACAAGUUACACCAUUGUUGCUCAAUUUGUGAUAUACUUUGUUAGAUAUUUUCAAAAUAUAUUAUUUCAAAA